AUGGUGCUGGUCGGAGCUAUUAACCGCUCGCUGCCCUUCGCCCAAUGGCUCGGCUACCCGAUCAAGGAGACGGGCAUCGGCGAGUGGAGCAACGACAUCCACAAGAUCGCCGGUUGCAAGCUCGACUCGGUGUACGACUUGCGCGAGGACCACGAUGAGGACGCGGAGACGUCGGAUCUCUACGAUGAUGACCGGGCUUUUCGGCGGCCACGCAGCAAUAGCUCGGAUUUCCUGAUUUUGCGCAAAACGUCUCGACCGUUGAGCGUCGAUGUCGUGGGGCUUGUCGACACGAUGCACGUCCCCUACCGCCAAUACAUGAAGGUCGUCGACUGCUACGAGUUGGCGCCGCACAAGAAUGAGGUGAUCAUCGUCGACACGCAAUUAUCUGUGAUCAAGGCCUUCGAGGCGAUGUGCGACAGCCAAGUGGGCGCGAUUUUGGUGUGGGACCGGGAGAAGGGAGCGUUGACCUCAAUCGUGACGCUCAGCGACUUUUUGCACCACGUCCAGCGCGCUGACGCCGUCGGCGCUAUGGACUCUCCGGUGGCGACGAUCUUGUCGGGCAACCAGCUGGUCGCGCUCAAUUCGGACACCAAGGAGUUCACGGCCAACAAGGUGCAUCGGCUCAUCAUCGGCGACCCGCAGACGGGAGACGUUCACUACCUACUGACGAUCAAGCGCGCCUUGCAGGCUAUACAUAGACAGGUCUCGAUGGACGACGAUCUAUCGAAGGCCGUGGAGAUGCUGCUCGGCUUCCGCGUCUCCUCGUUGCCGGUCGUCGACAAGGACGGCGUGGCUGUCGACGUGCUGCACAAGGCCGACAUUGCCAUGAGCAUCUACGGCCAAGAGGAUCCGAAGAGCUUCAUCUCCGGCUCGACCGUCAAGGACAUACUGCCACCCCGUCCGCAGCCGUUCUUCGCCCAGGAGACGACGCGUGUGUCUGAGUGCCUCGACAACAUGCUCAACUGCCGGCACACCCGCCGUCUGUUCAUCGUCAACGAGCGCGGCGAGCCGACGGCGUGCGUCUCGCUGUCCGACUUCCUCACCCACAUGCUCUACUCGGGAAAGCCUUUUGAGUUUGAGGCCCAACGCUACACCUGGCUCUCAAAAAUGUACAGCUACAACACGCUGAAAGUCGACAAGGGGGCCGGUUUCGUGGUGCUUAUACAGCUGAACCGGGCGAAUCGGCUGAACGCGAUGAAUUUUGAGUUAUGGCGCGAAAUCGAUGAUUGCUUCGAGAAGCUGGCCGUCGACGUCGUUUUUGGCGGAAACGGAAAAGCCUUUUCAGUAGGACUGGACUUAAAAGACAACGACAUCAUCACGGACCUUGGCGACGACUCUGGCAGUGAUCAAGCGAGGCGCUCCUUUUUGCUCGGCCGCAAGAUCCGCUUCAUCCAGAAGUGUUUCACGAACAUUAACGAGUGCCCGAAACCGGUGAUCGUGGCGACACAUGGGUAUUGCCUCGGAGCUGGCGUGGACUUGAUCACGGCGUGUGACAUUCGACUGGCCAGCAAGGAGACGCAGUUCAGCAUUAAGGAAGUGGAUGUCGGAAUUGUGGCCGACGUUGGCACGCUGAAUCGCAUUGGAAAAGUUUGCGGGAAUGACAGUUGGCUCCGCGACUUGGCAUUCACGGGGCGAAAUUUUGGCGCUGAAGAAGCACAGCGGAAUUUACUGAUGAGCGGUGUCUAUGGCUCGAGGGAGGAGACGCUGGAGCAGGCGCUGAAACUGGCAAAGACCAUUGCGGAAAAAAGCCCGGUGGCCGUGCAGGGCACGAAAAUCAACCUCAACUACAGCCGCGAGCACACGACGGCCGACUCGUUGGAGUAUGUGGCAACCUGGAACCAGUCACAGCUCUUCACCGACGACGUCGCCAAGAGCGCCAUGGCCAUUUUAACCAAAUCGAAGGUGCCCGUUUUCGAAAUUGUAAAUUCAUUAUUUAUGGUUGAAUACAUGCAU
This is a messenger RNA of Mesorhabditis spiculigera, 1953 nucleotides long. The record is from the annotation of a GenBank genome assembly. Lineage: Eukaryota; Metazoa; Nematoda; Chromadorea; Rhabditida; Rhabditidae.